CAUAACCCAUCUCCAUUUACUUAUCAAUAAAAGAGCAAACGAAAAGAAUAACAUUAAAAACUCUCUUCUCUCGUUCUCUCAAAACCUCAAAAACCCCUCAAAUGGCGAACAAAGAAAUGGAAGUGGUAAAGGGUCUGGACAUAAAGAGGUACAUGGGAAGGUGGUACGAGAUAGCUUCAUUCCCAUCAUUUUUUCAGCCCAGAAAUGGGGUUAACACAAGGGCUACCUACACUCUCAAUGAAGAUGGGACAGUCCAUGUCUUAAAUGAGACUUGGAGUGAUGGUAAAAGAGAUUCCAUAGAGGGCACUGCUUAUAAGGCUAACCCAAAUAGUGAUGAGGCAAAGCUUAAAGUGAAAUUCUAUGUCCCUCCAUUCUUACCCAUCAUCCCUGUCACUGGUGAUUACUGGGUUUUGUUUAUUGAUGAAGAUUACCAAGUCGCUCUCAUUGGACAACCCACCAGGAAGUACCUUUGGAUAUUGGCCAGGAGGACACAUAUAGAUGAUGAGAUAUACAAUCAACUUGUUGAGAAAGCCAAAGAAGAGGGGUAUGAUGUGACCAAACUCCACAAGACUCCACAGAGUAAUCCUCCACCAGAGGGAGAAGAAGGCCCCAAGGACACCAAGGGCAUUUGGUGGAUCAAAUCCCUCUUUGGAAAAUAGUCAUUAAUAUAUUAUGUUCUCAAUUCACUAGUUAAUAUAAACAUGGAAUCUAAGCCUGUUUGUUGCAGCAUCUGAACAAGGAAAAUAGGAUUUUAUAUUUCAUGUUUUUCUUGAGGCUUUUCUAAUGUGAAUAGUAGUUAAUUGACCCAAUGUGUAAUCUUGUUAUUUUUGUGUAUUUGGAAUGAUAUAUUAUGCAGUCUCAAUACUCAAAAUAGUAUGUUUUUGUAUUAA
Molecule: messenger RNA, 890 nt
Organism: Cannabis sativa
Lineage: Eukaryota; Viridiplantae; Streptophyta; Magnoliopsida; Rosales; Cannabaceae
Product: temperature-induced lipocalin-1
Exons: 2
Coding region: 102-659 (185 amino acids)
Source: RefSeq, a predicted model, not a curated record